This is a messenger RNA of Phycomyces blakesleeanus NRRL 1555(-), 351 nucleotides long. RefSeq lists its product as hypothetical. The record is from RefSeq and is a predicted model, not a curated record. Gene Ontology annotation, biological process: translation. Bases 1 to 351 code for a protein of 116 amino acids. NCBI's taxonomy places the organism in Eukaryota, Fungi, Mucoromycota, Mucoromycetes, Mucorales, Phycomycetaceae. Gene Ontology annotation, molecular function: structural constituent of ribosome. The transcript is spliced from 2 exons. Gene Ontology annotation, cellular component: mitochondrial large ribosomal subunit; ribosome.
AUGUCCAUGCUCAGACAAUUGUGGUCGUCGGCAGUAUCCCGGCUGGUUCCUUCAACCACAAACAUCACACAGAACACAACCAUUAGCCGUUUCACCGCAGCCCGCCCUAGCAUGCUCGGUGCUAACACUGGUAGUUUCUUGAGCUCAAGCUUCGGUCUCCCUCGCUCUCCUUUCGCCGCCAGUCCUUUUGCAGCAACACAAAUGCGUUUUGUAACUUACGGAAACACCUAUCAGCCCUCAAACCUCGUUCGCAAAAGACGCCAUGGAUUCUUGUCCCGUGUAGCAACAAAGAACGGACGUCGAGUUUUGGCCAGACGCAGAUUGAAGGGAAGAAAGUUCUUGACCCAUUAA